This is a messenger RNA of Striga hermonthica, 2439 nucleotides long. The record is from the annotation of a GenBank genome assembly. Lineage: Eukaryota; Viridiplantae; Streptophyta; Magnoliopsida; Lamiales; Orobanchaceae.
AUGGCUGGGACUUUUGACGGGAAAUACGAGCCGGGUGGUCAAUCAGAUGACAACUACCAAUUCGAAAGAUUCCAUAUAGAACCCAUUUAUGAUGCGUUCAUCUGCCCCUUGACGAAACAAGUGAUGCGGGAUCCCGUGACCUUAGAAAAUGGUCAAACCUUCGAGCGAGAGGCCAUAGAGAAAUGGUUCAGAGAGUGCAGAGAAAAAGGGAGAAGGCUUGUGUGCCCCUUAACGCUGAGAGAGUUGAGAAGCACAGAACUAAAUCCGAGUAUUGCUUUAAAGAACACAAUAGAAGAAUGGAACGCUAGAAAUGAGGCAGCUAAGCUCGACAUGGCUCGUCGGUCGUUGUCCCUAAACAGCCCGGAGAAUGACAUAAUCCAGGCUUUGAGUUACGUGCAUCAUCUCUGUGCAAAAAACAGGUCAAACAAGCACGCAAUUAGAAAUGCCGAGCUGUUGCCAAUGAUUGUUGAUGUGUUGAGGAGCAGCAGUCGGCCCGUACGGUGCAAAGCACUUGCGACACUCCGGAUUGUGGUGGAGGAUGACUCUGAUAAUAAGGAAAUAAUGGCCGAAGGAGAUACAGUCCGUACGAUAGUUAAAUUCUUAUCCCAUGAACAAUCCAAAGAGAGAGAAGAAGCAAUUUCUUUGUUAUUUGAGCUCUCUAAAUCAGAAAAACUAUGUGAAAAAAUUGGUUCAGUGAAUGGAGCCAUUCUAAUUUUAGUAGGAAUGGCUAGCAGCAAAUCAGAAAAUGUUUUAACUGUUGAAAAGGCAGAUCAAACACUGGAAAAUCUUGCCGUGUGUGAGACCAACGUACGACAGAUGGCUGAAUGCGGUAGAUUACAACCACUUUUGACAUUGCUACUUGAAGGAUCCCCAGAAACUAAACUGUCAAUGGCGGCAUUCCUGGGCGAACUGGCUCUGAACAACGACGUGAAAGUGUUUGUGGCCAGGACCGCGGGCUUAUCCCUCAUCAACCUCGUGAAGAGCAACAACCCCCAGUCCCGGGAGGCCGCCCUUAAGGCCCUGAACCAGAUCUCGUCCGACGAGUCGAGCGCCAAGAUCCUGAUCGAGGCCGGCAUCCUCCCCCAGCUCGUGAGGGACCUCUUCACAGUCGGCAACAAGCACUUCUCUAUGCGUCUCAAGGAGGUCUCUGCUACCAUCCUCUCCAACAUCGUCAAUUCCGCCGGCCACAGCUUUGACUCCAUCCCCGUGGGCCCCGGCCGCCAGACCCUCGUCUCGGAGGAGAUCAUCCACAACCUCCUCUACCUCAUCAGCAACACCGGCCCCUCCAUCGAGUGCAAGCUCCUCCAGGUGCUCGUGGGCCUCACCGGCCCAGGCCCAACUGUGUUGGACGUCGUCUCGGCCAUCCGCAGCUCGGGCGCAAUCGCUAGCCUCGUCCAGUUCAUCGAGGCCCAGCAAUCCGACCUACAACUCGCCUCCAUCAAGCUUCUCCAGAACCUCUCCCCUCACAUGGGCCAGGAGCUUGUUGACUCCCUGCCCGGCCAGCUCGGAAGCUUGGUCCGGGUGAUAGUUGAGGGUUCCGGGAUAACCGAGGAGCAGGCGGCAGCUGUAGGGCUCCUCGCUGGCCUGCCCGAGCAGGACAUGGGCCUCACCCAGCUGUUGCUCGCUGAGGGCACCUUCCAGCUUUUCAUCUCCAGGAUAGUCAGGAUCAGGCAGGGGGAGACAAGGGGCAGCCGCUUUUUGACCCCCUAUUUAGACGGACUCGUGAAGGUCCUCUCUAGGGUCACGUUCGCUCUCUCUGAGGAAUCGGGUCGGGCCCGUGGGCUUUGCCAGGACCACAACCUUGCGGCCCUCUUCAUAGAUCUCCUGCAGGCGAAUGGGCUGGACAACGUGCAGAUGGUCUCGGCUGUGGCCCUCGAGAAUCUCUCCCACGAAUCCAAGAACUUGACCAAGCUGCCCGAGUUACCGUCCCCGGGCUUCUGUGUUUCCAUUUUCCCAUGCCUAAGCAAGCCGAGCGUGAUGACCGGGCUGUGCAAGGUCCAUCGUGGUACGUGCUCUUUGAAGGAGACUUUUUGUUUACUGGAAGGACAAGCGGUGAGUAAAUUAGUGGCUCUUUUGGACCACACAAACGAUACCGUGGUUGAGGCCUCGCUGGCGGCUUUGUCGACCUUGUUGGAUGAUGGGGUUGAUAUAGAUGCGGGUAUUCUGGUGUUGCUUGAUGCGGAUGGGGUUAAGCCGAUGCUCGACUUGUUGCUUGAGAAAAGGACGGAUAGUCUCAAGAGGAGGGCUGUGUGGGUGGCCGAGAGGCUGUUGAGGAACGAGGAGAUAGCCAUUGAGGUGACUGAUAAUCCUAAUAUUAGCACCGCCCUUGUUGAUGCUUUCCAGCAUGGGGAUUACCAGACACGCCAGAUUGCCGAGCGUGCUUUGAAGCAUGUCGAUAAGAUCCCAAAUUUCUCUGGUGUAUUUCCGAACCAUGGCUAG